Molecule: messenger RNA, 2317 nt
Organism: Oryzias melastigma (Indian medaka)
Lineage: Eukaryota; Metazoa; Chordata; Actinopteri; Beloniformes; Adrianichthyidae
Gene: cldn10l2
Product: claudin-10
Exons: 5
Coding region: 120-893 (257 amino acids)
Biological process (GO): bicellular tight junction assembly; cell adhesion
Cellular component (GO): plasma membrane; bicellular tight junction
Molecular function (GO): structural molecule activity
Source: RefSeq, a predicted model, not a curated record
CGACCACAAAGUCCUUCAUCAUCUGACAUUAAGGUUCAGCAUAUCACUCCGGGGAGAGCUUUGUUUCUUACUGAUGCUUUUUUAGACUUUUUUCAUUAUAAAAAAUAAAUAAAUAAAAAAUGAGGAAACGUUUGAUCCAAAUCUUUGGAUUCUUGAUCUCAUCGAUGGGAUGGCUGUUCAUUCUGUGCACCAUGGCGAUGGACUACUGGAGAAUCACCCAGAUCGGAGGACAGGGAGGAUCUUUCAUUAUUAAGGUGGCCUGGUACUGGUCCAACCUGUGGAAGGACUGCUUCACCGACUCCACGGCCGUCACCAACUGCAGAGAUUACGCGGUCCUCUGGAGCGUCAGCUAUUACGUUCAGGCAGUGAGGGGUCUGCUGAUGUGCGGGCUGACCAUUGGGUUCUUCGCCGUGGUGUGCUGCUUCAUUGGAAUGGAUUGUACCUACAUUGGAGGAGCUGAACAAACCAAAGACAAACUGGUCUUUUCUGGAGCCGUGUUCCAUUUUGUCGGAGGUGUGUCAAACAUUGCUGCUUACUGCUUAUACAUCAACAGGGUUGCCAAGGUCGCCUUCGCUCCCAGCGUGCCAGGAGUCUUAAAAUACGACCUGGGUCCUCCUAUUUUUCUCGGACUGGUCGGCUGUUUUUUAAUCUUUUUUGGUGCAAUUCUUUAUGCUGUGACAGUCUUCAGAGUAGUUUACCGUAAGAGGAGCGGUGUUCAAACAAUCGGUGGGGGCACAUACAUGGUCCCUCUGUCCAGAGGAAGAUCCAUGUACGGCGGAUAUAAUCCCUCGAGGAUGUACGAAUAUUACAGCUCUGGACGAACCACCAGCCAACUCUCACGACUGUCUGAGACGAUACCAACAAAAGUUUCAGAGAGAGAUGCAUUUGUGUAAAACAAAAGGGUCAUUUGUAUACGCUUUUAAUUUGAAAAAUGUUUAGGUUUUUCAUGUGGAAUGUAAAAAACUGGACUGACCAACUUGUCCUUUCCUUUUUUUUUUGUAUAUAAUUGUUCAUUUUGAAUAUUUGCCAAAGCAUUAAGUUACAAGGAGUUUUUUUGUUUUUCACAUGAUGAAGAAAACGUUCAUAAAUUCAUAUUGACCAAUCUGGUUAUUAAUUACACUGUAACAGAGUUGUGAAAGUAUUAUUUUAUAAGUAAAUUAUUGCAAUGUCAGAUUAUUUUACAAGAAUUAGAAAAAAAAUGUAGAAAUUCUAUCAAACAGAAAUUCUAUCACCUCCUGACGAACAAAUAAUCAAAAAAUGACUGUUUUUAAAGACUUUUAUGACCUAAAGACUUCAAAUAAAAAAAUAAAAUACAUCCUCAAAAUUUAAAAGGAAGAAGUUAAUGUUUAAAAUCGAUGAUUCAAGUUGUUGCCAUAAUAGGAUUUUCUGAUCUUCAAUACCAAAAAUGUACCUUUUUAAAAGUGGUUUUUGCAUGUUUGUAAUUUUGAUAAGUAAUGACACAGUGAAGUAUAUCAAGUGAUUGUUGUUUACUUGAGAAAGAAUAAAACCUCAUCACUGUGAAAUUUUUACUCGUCUUUCCUUCCUUCUUUUAAUCACUGAUUUCUGUCACAAUCCAGCCCAAUACGGCGUUUAUCCAUCCAUCCACACUCAUCGCAACCCAGUAGAAACCACAAAGUCUAGAAAAAUAAGACACAGAUUUGUAUUUCUAUUAUGAUAAAUAGGAGAAUAACUUUCUUUUCAAAAUAUGACUUUAGAUAGAGGUUCACAUAUUUUCCUUUCAAAAUAAGACACCCUGUGUCAUAUAGGAUCAUCUCAAUACAGCAAAUAACGUCUGAAGUAGUAAAAAAAAAAUCUCCAUGAAAAAUUUGUAAAUCUACAAACUAAAAAUAAAUCAGAGCUAAUUAGGAGACCCAUAUGGCACGCUUAAAUGCUUCCAAAAAAAUCAAACUAGAGAACUAAGUGAAAAGAGGAAAUCAUAUUUUUAGGCUUUUAUUUUUCCAUUUGGCUCAGGCACUGACCUUCACUUAAUAGUGUUAUUCAUGUUUCAUUUACUUAAAAUAUGCAGAGCAUUUUAUUUGUUAAAAAAAGAAGAAUUUCUUCUAUUUUCUGCUCUAAGAAGAUAAUAUCACAAAAUCUUUAAUUUCAAAGGAGCAAAACAUCGACUCAGGAAUGUACUUUAACAUUUUACAAGUGGGAGCAAGUCCUGAUCAUGUCUAAUUUAAAUGUUUUUCUAAAUCUCCAGCUUUCUUUGCCUUCAGACAUCCCAUAACCAACUCUUAGUUCUUAAAAAAUCUAAAUGAUAACAGACUUUUACAAACUAUUUCAAUGAAAACCUUUUAGCAUUAAAUAAAAAAAA